Dromaius novaehollandiae (emu) is the source of this 2766-nucleotide messenger RNA. RefSeq names its product polycomb group ring finger 6 (gene PCGF6). The transcript is spliced from 10 exons. Lineage: Eukaryota; Metazoa; Chordata; Aves; Casuariiformes; Dromaiidae. Gene Ontology annotation, cellular component: PRC1 complex. Gene Ontology annotation, biological process: regulation of transcription by RNA polymerase II. The coding region runs from base 128 to 1123 and encodes 331 amino acids. The record is from RefSeq and is a predicted model, not a curated record.
CUGGGCGGCCGCCGCGCAUGCGCUGCAGGGGAGCUGCUGCCGCGGCGGACUACAGCUCCCAUCGCUCGCCGCGGGCGGGCAGUAGCCGGUGCCGCGUUUGCCCCGGUUCCCGCCCCCACCCCAAGCCAUGGACACGGAGGUGGACGUCGGCUCUGUGGUCUCAGGGCUGUUGGGCGGCGACGGGGUCGGCGGCGACGGGGUCGGCGCUGGCCCGGCCGAUGAGGAUCAGGAGAUGGAGGGGGCCCCCAGCUGCUCGGGGUCGCGCUCCCUCCCCUUCGAGUUCGAGCGGAGCCGCUCGGACUCCAGCGGCGACGAGGACGACGACGAAGACGACGAGGAAGAGGAGCUGGAGGAAGAGGAGCUGGAGGGCGGGGCCGGGCCUCCCUUCGGGACGGACGACGGGGAGCUCGACUCGGACGACGACCGGGAGCGCAUGAUAAACCUCUCCGAGUUGACCCCUUACAUCCUGUGUUCCAUCUGCAAAGGUUACUUUAUUGAUGCUACAACCAUUACAGAGUGUCUGCAUACCUUCUGUAAAAGCUGCAUAGUGAGACACUUCUACUAUAGCAACAGAUGUCCAAAAUGCAAUAUUGUUGUACAUCAGACACAGCCCCUUUAUAAUAUCAGGCUGGACCGGCAAUUGCAAGACAUAGUAUAUAAAUUAGUUGUCAAUUUGGAGGAAAGAGAGAAAAAACAAAUGCAUGACUUCUAUAAAGAAAGAGGAUUAGAAGUUCCCAAACCAGCUAUCCCCCAGCCAGUUCCAGUGAGCAGAGGAAGACCUCGAAAAGUUCUGGGCUCCGUGUUCCGGAUCCCACCAGAACUUGAUAUCUCGAUACUUCUGGAGUUCAUUGGAGCUAACGAAGGCACAGGGAAUUUUAAGCCUUUGGAAAAGAAGUUUGUGCGUGUUUCAGGGGAGGCAACCAUUGGACAUGUGGAGAAAUUUCUCAGAAGAAAAAUGGAUCUGGAUCCUGCUUGUCAGGUAGACAUCAUUUGUGGUGACCAUUUGUUAGAACACUACCAGACACUGAGGGAAAUUCGUCGAGCCAUAGGAGAGAGUGCGAUACAGGAUGGUUUACUUGUACUGCACUAUGGCCUUGUGGUAGCUCCGCUACCAGUAACUUAAAGAUUGCUAGAAUAUCAGAUGGUGAAACAAUCCAAAGUCAUCAAGCUUCAUCAGUGCUGUCUCUCACCAAAGAAGGCCAUCUUAUUUCCGGUAACAGGAAGCAAGUAAAACAAACCACCGCCAACUGCUGUAUACUUGCAAUUUAACACCUGACUUUACCACUGUAAAAAUUACAGCUUCUGUAAGUACAGCUAUAGAUGUUGCUACGCUUAGUGUUACAAAUGACUGUCUCCAAAUUUCACUCAGCUCAGGGAACUUAAAUGCUCAGACUUGCUGUAUUUUUUUUUUUAAUACUCUGUAAAGCCCCAAGAUCUCACAGCGUUAAUUGCCUUUUUCCUCUAAGCUAUGAGAUAUUGCAUACUUUUGAAGUGUCUAGCUGGAACGGUGCUCUCAGGGAUGAUCCUCAGUCAGCAGUAUAGUGUAUUCUGGGGAAGAGACAGUCAUUUCCCUAAAAAGAGUGUUCUGUGAUUGUCUGUCUUCAGAAGUGAUUUGGGGAAAAGAGGGGAAUUUUCCAAAUUCAGACCAAAAUAGGUAGAAAAUGACGAAUCACAAGCAUUGUUUUUUCAGAAGUAGCAUUAAAUUUAAUUGUUUUUCUUCAAGAAAGACAAUUGUGUUUGCACUGGAAAUAUAUUUGGUGGUAGUUUGACUUAUACCAAAUGGUGGAUCAUGCAUCUGUAGUCUUAAUGGAGAUGAGCCAGCUGGUUAAACUAUGCAUGUUUUUUUAAAAAAAAAAAAAAAAAAGAAAAAAGUAGUGCUUCUUUGUACCUGCUUGCUCUACGUAAAAUCGCUAUCAGCCUGAUUCUGCUGUCAUGUAAAAUCCAUCAACUGAUUUGACAGGCAAGAGAACAGAUCCUCUUUCAUUUCAGCACGUCUUUCUAGCAGCAGUGAAAAUGGUAGCUCUUGCAGUCUUUCUAAAGUGUAUUAGUGCAUUGUAGUAGAGACCAUGGUUGAGGAUGUUGAGCAACAUAAUGUGCACCUAUUACUCUCAGAUUCACAAGAAGAUAUUAGGUAACUUUAGUUUUAACAUAUUAAAAUACUAAAUUUUAUGACAGCUGUAAUAUUUCAAAAUUCUGCUCUGUCCAAGACUCUCAUAGUUUCUUGCACAGGAUUAAGAACCAGAGCUUUGUAUGUUGUGGUCUUCAUGCACACCAGGUCAUAAAUGUGGGGAUUCAUGAAAGCUGCCUUAAGGCAUGGGAGACGAGGCUCCCUCUGUAGUUGGCGAAGGGGAAGGUUCCUCCGUAAGGCAUUUCAGAGCACCUAAUUUAACUCGCAUGCACUUGCUCACUGUCAUAUUCGCUGCUAUGCAGUCAGUCUAGGGGGAGACCAGAAUCCUCUGUCAAAAGAAAGUUUUAGUGAAUCCUUCCUCAGGUCUUUGCAAUAAAUAUUUGGUUUUGCCUGCAAAGAUGACACCAUAAGAAAAAAGAGGUGUUUAUUUGAAGUAAUUUUUGUGAUGCUUCUAAAAAAGAAAACAAAACAAAAACAUUUGUAACCACAAUAUACUAUUUUACUUUCAAAGUUUGUAUAAAAGUAGUGUUUAAAAUGCAGCAGAAAAUGAGAUUAUUUUGUAAACACUUUGUGAGUUGUGUUGAUAAGAGAAUAUAUAUUGUAACAGUAAAAUAAAGUUUAUUUUAGCUGAUUUCAAA